Molecule: messenger RNA, 1456 nt
Organism: Caenorhabditis angaria
Lineage: Eukaryota; Metazoa; Nematoda; Chromadorea; Rhabditida; Rhabditidae
Source: the annotation of a GenBank genome assembly
AUGCCAACCGCGGGUUCAACCAAGAAAAAGAGUGCCAAAAAAAUCUCAGCCGACAAUCAAGAUCCACUAUCUUCAUCUGGUGUCUCGUCACUAUCUGGAAUUGGUUUGUACAACUCCAAAAAGAUCACAAUUUUUAAAAAUGGCGACAGAUUUCAUAGAGGAGUUAAGGUAAGAAUUUUUGAAAUUCGAAAUGUUUCAUCCUGCCCUCCUUUCAGUUUGUCAUAAAUCCACGUGUCAUCAAAGAUCUCGAGCCGCUCAUGAAUCAAAUCAAUGAUCGGAUCGAGCUAUCACACGGUGUUAAAAAACUCUAUUCAGCCGAUGGCAAACCCAUAAAAGCUAUCAAACAACUCGAAGACGGCAAGAUCUACGUGGCUGCGUCGGCACAAUUCAUCGCAAUGCGUUACGGUGAUUUUCAGGAAAAAGUUUGGAAACCACCGAGUCGCAAGCAUAGCCCAAUUUUUGGUGAGGAUCGUAUAAAAACCGCCAGGACACGGAGUCAAGAGCCAAGGCAACGAAAAGCUGCGCGAGAUGCUUUGCCACAAGAAGCACGUGUGCCACGUAGUGUAUCGGUGAAGAAUAUUUCUAAUCGAAAACCUGCAGUGCCUACACCAGCGGCUCCUGCGAAACGCAAAGAAAACGGAAAACCAAAAGCGACUCCUGCUGCGAAGCCUCCAGUAAACUCCACAAAACCGAAACCAAAAGCUACAGAAAUGCCUCGUCCAAAAGUUCGUGAAUCUCGCGCACCUGCCAAAUCACAGCCACCACGUCGCAAAACACCAAAAACUGCGGCAUCGGUAGCUUCAUCUGUCAUGCCACAACCUGUAAAUUCUGGAGCUGCGCAGAUUUUGGAGUUUCCGGAAGUCGAAAAGGUGGUGAAUGUGGAGACGAUUCAUAAAACACCGACUCCACCAGCUAAGCCAAGAUCACCGAGUCCGGAAGACAAGAAGGAGGAACCGAAAUCUGUGUCAGCGUGAGUUUUUGCAAUUUUGCGGCUUGUUUUUUUUGUAAAAAAAAAAUCUUUUUUUUUAGAAUUCACAGUGAAGACGAGGAUAAAGAGACAGAAUUCUCAUCUGAUGGAGAACCUGAAGAAGAAGAUGAAGCUUCAGGAUCUGAAGAAGAUGAAGCUGAAAGUGAAGAAGGGGAAGAAGAGGAAGAAGAAGAGGAUGAGGAAGAAGUAGGAACUGAUUCAGAAGUCAAUACACCAUCCAGCAGAAAAUCAUCGUAAGUUCUGAACGGAAAUAAAUUUGGUGCAAAAAUUUGGAUUUUUCUCGGAAAAAUGAUGGGAGAAUUCGAAUUAUGAGAUUUUUCUUUUCUAAACUUAAAAAAAAUCUAAAAAUCUCAUACCAAACCCCCCGCCCCUCCUAAGAACCCCAAAAAAUUUCUUUUUUUCAGAUCCGCCGAAUCUGGAGUCGAAGAUGAUGAUAAAGAUCACAAAAAAGAAGAUGCCAAAAAAUAA